Molecule: messenger RNA, 1563 nt
Organism: Solenopsis invicta (red fire ant)
Lineage: Eukaryota; Metazoa; Arthropoda; Insecta; Hymenoptera; Formicidae
Gene: Rpt6
Product: 26S proteasome regulatory subunit 8
Exons: 6
Coding region: 180-1397 (405 amino acids)
Biological process (GO): proteasome-mediated ubiquitin-dependent protein catabolic process
Cellular component (GO): proteasome regulatory particle, base subcomplex
Molecular function (GO): ATP hydrolysis activity; ATP binding; proteasome-activating activity
Source: RefSeq, a predicted model, not a curated record
GAUGUGGGGUGAUGUUUCUGAACGCAGUCAAGAAGAAGAAGACCGGAGUGACUGGGAGUGACAAGUAAAAAGCUAUCUCGGAUUUGGGGAAAUUGAGGUUAAGGCGUGUCUUUCUCUCUUAUUAAAUAGGUUUUUCUAUAAUAUUUAUUUAGAGACGAUUUAUUCCCCUUUCGUCAAACAUGACGCUCACAAAUAAGAUGGAUAUAGACGAGAAAAAUGCUAAAGGAGAGGGUUUUAAACCAUAUUACAUUACAAAGAUCGAAGAAUUGCAGUUAAUUGUUGCUGAAAAAAGUCAAAAUUUAAGGAGAUUACAGGCACAGCGUAAUGAACUCAAUGCGAAAGUACGCAUGUUACGUGAAGAAUUGCAGCUCCUACAGGAACAAGGUUCCUAUGUAGGAGAAGUAGUAAAACCCAUGGACAAAAAGAAAGUCCUAGUCAAAGUACAUCCGGAAGGCAAAUUUGUGGUAGACAUAGACAAGAACAUUGACAUCAAUGAUGUGACUCCAAAUUCGCGUGUUGCUCUGCGCAAUGAAAGUUAUACUCUACAUAAAAUACUACCUAAUAAAGUUGAUCCACUUGUUUCCCUUAUGAUGGUAGAGAAAGUGCCAGAUUCUACGUAUGAAAUGGUGGGAGGUUUGGAUAAACAAAUAAAAGAGAUAAAAGAAGUCAUAGAAUUACCAGUCAAGCAUCCAGAAUUGUUUGAUGCUCUUGGAAUUGCGCAGCCUAAAGGUGUAUUGCUGUAUGGACCACCAGGUACCGGCAAGACUCUACUUGCGAGAGCAGUCGCGCAUCAUACAGAAUGUACUUUCAUUCGCGUAUCUGGAUCUGAAUUAGUGCAGAAAUUUAUCGGAGAAGGUUCUCGUAUGGUUCGUGAACUUUUCGUCAUGGCGAGAGAGCACGCGCCGUCUAUAAUAUUCAUGGACGAGAUCGAUUCCAUUGGAAGUUCCCGAAUUGAAUCUGGAUCUGGUGGCGAUAGUGAGGUACAACGUACCAUGUUGGAAUUACUUAAUCAAUUAGAUGGUUUCGAAGCAACAAAGAACAUAAAAGUUAUUAUGGCUACAAACAGAAUUGACAUCUUGGACCCAGCAUUAUUGCGACCUGGGCGUAUUGAUCGUAAAAUCGAAUUUCCACCUCCAAACGAAGAAGCCAGAUUAGAUAUCUUAAAAAUUCAUUCUAGGAAAAUGAAUUUGACACGUGGAAUAAAUCUAAGAAAGAUAGCUGAACUCAUGCCUGGUGCAUCAGGAGCAGAAGUCAAAGGUGUUUGUACGGAAGCUGGAAUGUAUGCUCUUAGAGAACGUCGAGUUCAUGUGACUCAAGAAGAUUUUGAGAUGGCUGUAGCGAAGGUGAUGCAGAAAGAUUCCGAGAAGAACAUGUCGAUCAAGAAAUUAUGGAAAUAAUCAGCUUCGCAAUUUUUUCAACGUCACAUUAAUAACUUUCAAUAUACUAUUGUAUUCUUUCAUAAGUGAAUUGUUUUAACCGAAUAGGAAUAAUAAUGUAUUUAAGAUGUGUAAACAUAGAAACCUCAUAAAAUUAGAGAUAACAAUAAAACUUUAUUAUAUGAAA